This is a messenger RNA of Closterium sp. NIES-65, 876 nucleotides long. The record is from the annotation of a GenBank genome assembly. Lineage: Eukaryota; Viridiplantae; Streptophyta; Zygnematophyceae; Desmidiales; Closteriaceae.
AUGUUACACACCCCCCGUUCUUCCCCCCUCCCCGCGCCGCCUGCCAGUGUGGGAGGUAUCAGGGGGCAGGCAUCAAUCGCCAGGUACACACCUGAGUGCCUCGCAGGGCGCACAGCUGCUUGUGACCUGUCCUCCGCCCACUCCUCUCUCCUCUGGCCCUCCCUCAUCUUGCAUUACACUCCCUCCUUCUUCCCACUUCCCAGCGCUGCCCAUCAGCGUGUGUGGUAUAGCCGCCUGCCAGUGCGUGUGAUAUCGGUGGGUCGGCGGCAUGGCUCGCAGGGCACACAGCUGCUUGUGAAGCACCACGGCCUCUCCCUAUCCCUGCCUCUUCCGCAUCUCCCACAACCCAACACCCCACCACGGUCCCACCCUGUCUCCCCCCCUUCCCAGCGCCGCCUGCCCCGCCGCCUGCCAGUGCGAGUGAUAUCAGUGGGCAGGCACCGCUCUCAGGGCACACAGCUGCUAGUCAAGGACUGCGCGGAAAAGAUUUCCCGAUACUGCCCGUUUGAGGACCUGUCCGUGCGCUCAAACCCCAAAGGGACCAGUGACGUGCGCGUGCAGGUGGAGGCGGAGGGCGAGAAGGUUCUCAAGGCACUACACCGCGAUGACUGGGUGGUGCUGCUGGACGAGCGCGGCCGCACGGUGACGUCAGAGCAGCUGGCGCAGCUCAUUGCUGACUGCGCUGAUGCGUCGCACCGCUCGCUGACAUUCGUGGUGGGGGGUCCUUACGGCCACGGGUCACAGGUGAAAGCUCGGGCCAACAGCAGCAUUCGCCUGUCCUCGCUGGUGCUCAACCACGAGGUGGCACUCGUGGUGCUGGCAGAGCAGCUGUACCGGGCGUGGACCAUUCUCAAGGGCGAGAAGUACCACCACUGA